AAACAUAUUCUUAGACCUCAAUUAUAUAUGACUAAGAUUCUGCCAAAGCCAACCACUCUCAAUAAGAAUCGAGUUUGUAUUACACACUUAUAUCCCUUUUCUAAAUUCUCUAAAAACUGACAUUUUACACAGUACAAUGUUUAAAAAACAAAUUUCCGAAUUCCAAAUAUUUUCCUAACAUUACCAUCAUUAGAUGAUUUGAACUAUCAAUCUCACACAAUAUAUCCAUGGAUUCAUCCACCCACAUGAUCUAUCGUUAGAGUUACACCAUUAUUGUUUUAGUAGCCGACUCACUCCUCAUUACUCAUCAUUUACUCAAUUCAAUCUCUCCCUCAUUAUGCCACGUAAUACUCUUCCUCCGUAUACGUUACACUGAAUCUGCCCCUUUUUAAAAACCGACUAACGGCUACAUUUCUCCUUUUUUUUUUUUCAAAUUCUCUCUCAAAUCCCUCUUCUUCUUUUUGGAUUCUUCCCACUUUCUCUCUCUUCUCUCUUUGUUUCAAUUUCCCUCCAUUUGCAGGAAAUCUUCGAUCUUCAAAGCCCAAGAAUUUACCCCCAAUUUGAUUAGGGUUUUGCAAGAUCAAGAAUGGAACUUCCUCAAGAACUCGAUGAUUUCAUCAAAAAUUCAAUCGACCAUACAAUGGGACUUUCUUUACCCAAUGAAUGCCUCAAAUUGAAGGUUCAAUCGCUUGAAACAUCAAAUCAUCUUCUUCGGAAUCAGUAUUUAAGUCUACUCUCGAAAUUGAAGCAGAAAGAACAAGCCCUUGAACUUGCUAAGGGUGAAGCGUGUAUGAAUGCCCAAGCAAUCAAGAAAUUUGUGGAGGAGAAUCAGAAAUUGGCGGCUGAAUGUGCAAAUUUAGGGAAUCAGUGUUCGAAAUUGGAGAGAGAAUGUUCGCUUUACGAUCACGAUCGUGAGGCAUUAAUGGAGUUCGGCAAUGAGGCGGAUGAGAGAGCGAAAGAGGCUGAAGUUAGGGUUAGUGAAUUGGAUGAAGAAUUGAAGCAGAUUACUGAAGAAGUUAACUACUACAAGCAUCAAUGUGAGAUGCUUUCGGUUGAUUCAUCCAAGGAUGAUGGCUCAUUGACUGAGCAAAAAUUACUUAACACACUGGUUGCUAGUUUAGUAAACAAAAAUGAAGUGGCGAAGACAGCAUCAGCAUUUCUGGAGGCUAAUACUGGGGUUGAAACAUGUCAUGCAUUGCUCAACAUGUGGAAUAGUUUGAGACCAGAAACCCUAAAUAUACUCUCAUUGGCUGCUCAUGUACGGACUCUGCAGAAGGACAAGGAACAUUUAACAAUCAAUCUACACAGAGCUGAAGAAGAGGUGAGGGUGCUAUUUGAGGAAAAUCAUGUCUUGGAUGAUGAAAACAAAAGGCUGCUGAAGUUGUAUAAAUCUGAGAAGAAACAUGCUAAUUCAGGAGGGAAACAUGAUAGCAGUGCUAAAACUAAGAACAAUAAAAGAAAAACCAGCCCUGUGAUGAGUAGUCCAGUUGACCGGAAGAUUGAUUUUAAUGAUAUUGAUAACCUUCGCUGUCCUCUUUCACCGCUUAAAGAAAACUCACCGGGCUCCAAAUCCCAUAAGAUGUGAUUGCAGUAGCAGCACCAACAACAGCAACAAAAACAACAAUUGUAGAUUGUUGAGUAGCACAUAGAAAUCUGAACAUGUAACCUAUCACCAAUGCUGUAAUUCAUAGCGCUUCUAACACCACAAUUCGAAUUGAAUUCUUGAUCUUAGCUUAUAAACAUGUUUGUAAAAACUGAUUACUAAUUAGAGAAAGCUGCUUUCUCUUUCAUCGAUUUUCUGAUGUAUGAUUCGUUCUAUCAUAUAACAGCAGAUUGUCAAAACGCUGUUAUUU
Messenger RNA from Chenopodium quinoa (quinoa), 1853 nucleotides. Its product is annotated as protein Hook homolog 1-like. The coding region runs from base 587 to 1585 and encodes 332 amino acids. The record is from RefSeq and is a predicted model, not a curated record. The transcript is spliced from 6 exons. Lineage: Eukaryota; Viridiplantae; Streptophyta; Magnoliopsida; Caryophyllales; Amaranthaceae.